Drosophila grimshawi is the source of this 894-nucleotide messenger RNA. RefSeq names its product CCR4-NOT transcription complex subunit 11 (gene Not11). The coding region runs from base 153 to 839 and encodes 228 amino acids. Gene Ontology annotation, biological process: negative regulation of translation; mRNA catabolic process. The transcript has 5 exons. Gene Ontology annotation, cellular component: CCR4-NOT complex. NCBI's taxonomy places the organism in Eukaryota, Metazoa, Arthropoda, Insecta, Diptera, Drosophilidae. The record is from RefSeq and is a predicted model, not a curated record.
CGUGAAAAUCAAUUCAUCGAGGUCUGUUCAUCACUAAUACAAAAUAUAAACAAGGCCACAGUUUCUAAUACGUUUGGUUAAUGUUUUAAGAAUUUGGACUAUGGCAGUUAAUUCUUCUACACUCUGAGGCUAAAAUUAGAUUCGGAACGAAAAUGUUUUUGUCCAUUGCCCCCCCGUUGAUGGACUUUGAAGAUGAGCUCCUGUGGAUCAAUCAAUUAAAUAAUCAGAAUAUAACAGUUCUUUAUGAUAAAUCAAAUUAUGUUACGCCCAACACAAAGUUGUUGAUUGAACAAGCUUUCAUCCAGCCACUAAGUCUACAAGAUCAACAAAUCCUCUUUGACGAUCUACAAAAGCAAAAUAGAAAUAUUGCCCAUCAAUAUGGGCUGACACCGGCCAAACUUCCUCAGCUGGUUGAGAACAAUCCUCUAAUUUCAAUUGAAAUUCUGUUGAGGCUAAUGUUGAAUACCGACAUAACGGAAUAUUUUAACAUUUUGGUGAACAUGGACAUAACGCUACAUUCAAUGGAAGUGGUCAACAGACUGACUACAUCUUGUCCAUUGCCAACCGAGUUCAUCCACUUAUACAUUAGUAAUUGCAUUUCCGCGUGCGAAACAGUAAAAGAUAAAUAUAUGCAGUCGCGAUUGGUUCGAUUAGUUUGUGUAUUUCUACAGUCAUUGAUUCGCAACAAGAUCAUUAAUGUUAAGGAACUAUUCAUUGAAAUUGAAGCGUUUUGCGUUGGAUUUAGUAAAAUUAAGGAAGCUGCCGCUUUAUACCGCCUUAUUAAACACUUGGAAACUGGAGACACAAUGCAAACUUCAAACUCGCUAACAAAGCAAUAAGCAGAUGACUUUCAAACUAUGUGAAUAUAAAAAAAUGAACAUCUGAAGAUUUGUA